Messenger RNA from Cuscuta campestris, 4480 nucleotides. The record is from the annotation of a GenBank genome assembly. Lineage: Eukaryota; Viridiplantae; Streptophyta; Magnoliopsida; Solanales; Convolvulaceae.
AUUACUUUAUUGAAGUUAUGAGGUUCCUUUCAAAAAAAAGGAGAAAGAGGAGAGGUGUAUUGUUUUGAACCAAACACAUCCUAAUUCCUAAGGGAUGGUUGUUUUUUUUCUCACACUGACGCCCUAAAUAUACUCCCAUCCCCCCAGCUCGCUCCGUCAUUUCUCUCCAUCGAAAAACGGUGGCUUCCGCAUCCCAGUCUAUAUUAGGGUUUCGAGCUACUCUCCGUCGCCGGUCGACCCGCCGACAUGUAUCUGCUCAGUCUGACUCUCCAUAAGCCCACGGGCAUACUCUGCGCCAUCAACGGGAACUUCUCCGGCGGAAAGGCCCAAGAAAUCGUUGUGGCCCGUGGCAAAGUCCUCGACCUCAUCCGCCCCGAUGACAAUGGCAAGCUCCAAACGCUGCUUUCAGUUGAAAUCUUCGGCGCCAUUCGUUCGCUAGCUCAGUUCCGACUCACUGGUGCGCAGAAGGAUUACAUUGUGGUGGGAUCGGAUUCAGGGAGGAUAGUGAUAUUGGAGUACAAUAAGGAGAAGAAUUUGUUCGAUAAAGUUCACCAGGAGACUUUCGGGAAGUCCGGGUGUAGGAGAAUUGUUCCAGGUCAGUACCUGGCUAUUGACCCAAAGGGUAGGGCUGUUAUGAUGGGGGCUUGUGAAAAACAGAAGCUUGUUUAUGUUUUAAAUAGGGAUACUGCAGCUAGGUUAACCAUCUCCUCACCUCUUGAAGCUCAUAAGAGUCACACCAUAACUCACACCAUAACGUAUUCGAUAUGCGGUGUUGAUUGUGGAUUUGAUAACCCUAUUUUCGCCGCUGUUGAGUUGGAUUAUUCAGAGGCCGACCAGGAUCCAACCGGCCAAGCUGCCAGUGAAGCUCAGAAACAUUUGACGUUUUAUGAGUUGGACUUAGGGCUUAACCAUGUCUCUAGGAAAUGGUCAGAGCAGGUUGAUAACGGUGCUAACCUUCUUGUGACUGUUCCUGGUGGUGGGGAUGGACCAAGCGGUGUGCUUGUGUGUGCAGAAAAUUUUGUCAUAUAUAAGAACCAAGGUCACCCUGAUAUUCGGGCUGUGAUUCCUAGGCGUGAAGAUUUGCCUGCAGAGAGAGGUGUUCUUAUUGUUUCAGCUGCCAUGCACAGGCAGAAGUCCAUGUUUUUCUUUCUUCUGCAAACAGAGUAUGGAGAUAUUUUUAAGGUCACUUUGGAUCAUGACAAUGACAAGGUCAAGGAGUUAAAGAUUAAGUACUUUGAUACAAUUCCAGUCACCUCCUCAUUAUGUGUUUUGAAGUCUGGUUACCUUUUCGCUGCAUCAGAGUUUGGGAACCAUGCUUUGUAUCAAUUUCAGGCUAUAGGAGAAGAUCCAGAUAUUGAAGCUUCAUCAUCUACACUGAUGGAGACUGAAGAAGGUUUCCAGCCUGUAUUUUUUAAGCCAAGGAAGCUGAAGAAUCUUGUUAGGAUUGAUCAAGUGGAGAGCUUGAUGCCACUCAUGGACAUGAAAAUCUCAAAUCUCUUCGAGGAAGAGACUCCUCAGAUAUUUUCACUCUGUGGAAGGGGUCCCCGAUCGUCUUUAAGGAUACUAAGACCUGGGUUGGCUGUUAGCGAAAUGGCUGUUUCACAGCUUCCUGGCAUCCCAAGUGCUGUUUGGACUGUGAAAAAGAAUGCAAGCGACGAAUUUGAUUCUUACAUUGUUGUCUCAUUUGCAAAUGCCACUCUUGUGCUUUCUAUUGGUGAGACUGUUGAAGAAGUUAGUGACAGUGGGUUUUUAGAUACAACCCCAUCACUUUCUGUCUCACUUAUAGGAGAUGACUCCCUGAUGCAAGUCCAUCCAAGUGGAAUCAGGCAUAUUAGAGAAGAUGGACGCAUUAAUGAGUGGAGAACUCCAGGUAAGAGAACUAUUGUUAAGGUUGGGUCUAAUAGACUCCAGGUGGUAAUCGCUCUGAGCGGGGGCGAGCUUAUAUAUUUUGAAGUUGACAUGACUGGUCAGCUUAUGGAGGUAGAGAAGCAUGAGAUGUCGGGUGAUGUGGCAUGUUUGGACAUUGCCCCUGUUCCUGAAGGCAGACAGAGGUCACGUUUUCUUGCUGUUGGAUCAUAUGACAAAACAAUACGAAUUCUUUCAUUGGAUCCAGAUGACUGUAUGCAGAUAUUGAGUUUGCAAAGUGUUUCUUCUCCUCCAGACUCUCUCCUCUUUCUAGAAGUUCAGGCUUCUGUUGGUGGGGAGGAUGGUGCAGAUCACCCCGCCAAUCUUUUUUUGAAUGCUGGUUUGCAGAAUGGGGUUUUGUUUAGAACUGUUGUGGAUAUGGUGACAGGUCAGCUUUCAGAUGCUCGGUCAAGGUUUUUAGGUCUUAGGGCUCCUAAGCUAUUUUCUAUUGUUGUGAGAGGACGUCGUGCUAUGCUGUGCUUGUCUAGUAGACCCUGGCUUGGUUAUAUUCACCAAGGACAUUUUCUUUUAACACCGUUAUCAUAUGAAACCCUUGAAUAUGCUGCAUCCUUUUCGUCUGAUCAGUGUGCCGAAGGUGUGGUUUCUGUUGCUGGAGAUGCCUUGAGGGUGUUCACUAUUGAGAGAUUGGGUGAAACGUUCAAUGAAACAUCUAUACCUUUGAGGUAUACCCCGAGGAAAUUUAUUCUCCAACCUAAACGGAAGCUAGCAGUGAUCAUUGAGAGUGAUCAGGGAGCACUUACUGCAGAAGAACGUGAAAAUGUUAAAAAGGAAUGUUUUGCUGAUUCCGGGAAUGAAGUGGAUGGAAAUUCAGAGAAAAUGGAGAAUGGAGGUGCUGAUGAUGACGAUAGUGAGGACCCCCUCUCCGACGAGCAAUAUGGUUAUCCAAAGGCUGAGUCAGACAAGUGGGUCUCCUGCAUCAGAAUCCUUGACCCAAGGACAGCUCAAACCACUUGUCUUCUUGAACUUCAGGACAAUGAAGCGGCAUUCAGUAUAUGUACUGUAAACUUCCAUGAUAAGGAGCAUGGAGCUCUUCUGGCUGUUGGUACAACGAAGGGACUGCAGUUUUGGCCCAAACGGUCCUUCGAAGCUGCAUACAUACAUAUUUACAAAUUUAAGGAAGAUGGAAAAGUACUCGAGCUUUUGCACAAGACACAGGUGGAAGAGGUUCCCCUUGCUCUUUGUCAGUUCCAAGGAAGGCUAUUGGCUGGGGUUGGAUCUGUCCUUAGGCUGUACGAUUUGGGGAAGAAAAGACUCCUAAGGAAAUGUGAGAACAAGCUGUUCCCCAACACUAUAAUAUCUAUUACUACCUACCGCGACCGCAUUUACGUUGGUGAUAUGCAAGAGUCAUUCCAUUAUUGCAAAUACCGUCGUGAUGAGAACCAACUUUACAUAUUUGCCGAUGACACUGUUCCAAGAUGGCUUACUGCAGCAAGCCAUGUGGACUUUGACACCAUGGCAGGGGCAGACAAGUUUGGGAACAUCUAUUUUGUGCGUUUGCCUCAGGAUGUGUCGGAUGAGAUUGAAGAAGAUCCAACAGGUGGGAAGAUAAAAUGGGAACAGGGUAAGCUGAAUGGAGCUCCCAACAAGGUUGAUGAGAUUGUGCAGUUUCAUGUUGGUGAUGUUGUUAGUUGCUUGCAAAGAGCUUCUCUUAUCCCGGGGGGUGAGGAAUGUCUCAUCUAUGGGACUGUUAUGGGGAGUGUAGGUGCAUUGCUUCCAUUUACCUCUAGGGAUGAAGUUGACUUCUUCUCCCAUCUGGAGAUGCAUUUGAGGCAGGAGCACCCACCCCUCUGUGGCAGGGACCACAUGGCUUACAGAUCAGCCUAUUUCCCAGUCAAGGAUGUCAUUGAUGGAGACUUGUGCGAACAGUUCCCAACAUUGCCUUUGGACUUGCAGCGCAAAAUUGCUGAUGAGCUCGACAGAACUCCUGCAGAAAUUUUGAAAAAGCUAGAAGAAAUAAGGAACAAAAUUAUAUGAGUCAAUUCCAUCAAGAUACAUGGCGAACCACCCACGGCGGAUGGCUUUGUUUGGACAUUUUGUUUGCACACAUUUGGUCGCGUUUGGCGUCCAUUAAAGAGCGGUAAGCUAUAUUGAUAUAAAAGAGUGUUGUAAUUGCAUGCAAAAAAAGCCAAGGAAGAGGGCUACCCGACUGCCAUCAUCAUCGUCAUCUUCGUCAUCUCGAAUCUAUUUAUACCCCCCCUAACAACUCUCAUAUUGCAGUUGCAGAGUGAUGAAGAUUCUCCCUCAUAUCUCUUGUGUUUGUAAAAAUGCUGUUUCUGAUAUUACUUUUACCCUUUCUCUCAGAGUAGGCUUGGUAUGAGUUUCUUUCUUCUUCUUCCCUAAAGUGUAAGAAGAGUCUUUUGCUCUAAUCUUUUGUGCUCUUUUUCAAGUUUUGUUCCAUGUACUCACUUUUAUGUACUUGUAUUUACUAGUUCAUUACACCAUUCUAGAUUACUUCCCAGUGUUAUUAGGCAAAACUAAGUGAAUUGAUGAUGAAACCAAGGAGAUUAUCAACAUUCAUAGAGUCUUUAAAGGGGAAUAACAAUUGACUCUUAUA